Molecule: messenger RNA, 678 nt
Organism: Rotaria sordida
Lineage: Eukaryota; Metazoa; Rotifera; Eurotatoria; Philodinida; Philodinidae
Source: the annotation of a GenBank genome assembly
AUGAAUAAUCUUGAUGUUCUUGCUGAAUUAGCGUCAAAUCAAAAACCUAUAAAACAAGAAUCAGAUUUAUUAAAUUCUUCAUUUAUUCUUAAAACAACACAAAAAGGUAAACCAUGUAUUAUACUUGAUGGUCAUCGUUAUAAACAUCGACGUGAUAAUCUCGAUGGUUCUAUAUCGUGGACAUGUACACAUGAAUUAUGUAGUGCUAGUGUACGAACAUAUGGUGAACGUGUUGUACGUCGUAAUGAUGGUCAUCUACAUGCACGAACAUUACUUGUUGAUCCUCAACAAGAAUUUUUAUCACGUUUAAAAAAACGUGCUGCUGAAGAUACAAUUACAAUUCCAAAAAUUUAUGAUGAAGAAUUAAUGCGAUCAAUAAAUGAACAUUCAAUAAACAUACGUGAACAUUUACCGUCAUUUUCUUCAGUUAAAUCAACAUUAUAUCGUCAUCGACAACGUAGUCAAAAAUUAAAAUCAUUUGAUCCAAAUUGUAAAUCAUCUGAAUGGAAUUUAUUACCAUCGAAAAAACGUCCAUUAACAAUUGAUGUAAAUAAUAAUGAUGAAAAACGACGAAAAUAUUCAUCAUUAGCAUAUCCAUAUGAUUAUUUCUUAGCACAAAACUAUAUGUUUAUGUAUGUUUAUGCAUCAAUAUUAUCUGGUCUUCAACAACAAAUGUGA